GAUCAUCCCGGAAGGCCGGGCCCGCAGCUUUUCUCCAUCCUGUCUCCACUGCUCGCUCAUAUUUAUGCAUUAGGCGUUUCUGCAGUGAGCCGUUGGAUAUUGAUGUGUUUUAAGGAGGUGUCCCUAGUCCUCCCCUCCCCUGCACCCUCCCCUCUCCUCCCUCUCUGCUCCGUGCUGCUGCUUCGCGGGUCGUCGGUGCGCUCAGACGCGCUCCGCGUUCAGACUUGUAAGGACCCCGAUGGCCCCCAACCAGAGGGACUGCGCUAACCAGACGACCAGCCCCAGCUUCAAGCUCCCCUAGCGAAGGCAGGACUCUGAGAGCCUGCUCCCGGAAUACCGCAUUGUUUUAUAAUUUCCAGCAGGAGAGUGAAAGGUGAUGGUGCUGAUGAUGCGCCCGCGAUGGUGGAUUUCCCUUUUGUGCGUCUGUGGAUUGAUGCACGUCGGCCACCAGAGCAACCCUGAUGCCCAAAAUGGAGACGCCUUGUCGAGCUUGAAGGCUCUUCGUGAUGCUGGCAGGUUUGUGGGAAAGGAGGACACGGUGCCUCUCCGCCUGCUCUACAGCAGGCACAACCACAGCCAGAUCACAGAGGAUGAGCUCAGCACCAGGGUGAAAGCCAGCUCCGGCUCCAGCCAGGUGAACCAUGUGGCCCAAGCAAGCUUUCAAGUGGACGCUUUCGGCAGAAAAUUCAUCUUGGAUGUGGAAUUGAACCAGUGA
This is a messenger RNA of Notothenia coriiceps (black rockcod), 715 nucleotides long. RefSeq names its product disintegrin and metalloproteinase domain-containing protein 22-like. NCBI's taxonomy places the organism in Eukaryota, Metazoa, Chordata, Actinopteri, Perciformes, Nototheniidae. The transcript is spliced from 3 exons. Bases 377 to 715 code for a protein of 112 amino acids. The record is from RefSeq and is a predicted model, not a curated record.